AGGAGACAGCACGGCAGUCAGUGUAGUUCAAGCAUUACUUAAAUUUAGUACGCAUCAUGGAAAUCCUUUAACUGUAGUUACUGACAACGGUCCGGAAUUUAACAAUCAAGUUAUAUCUGAGUUCUUCAAUCUUCAUAAAAUCCAGCAUCAUAAGGUCGCACCACAUACUCCUAACGAAAAUGGUAUCGUUGAAAGAUUUCACUUGACACUCUUAGAACACCUUCGUAUCUUUAGAAUCAGUCAAAAGAAUGAAUCAGUAAGGAACCUGAUACCUUAUGCUCUUCUAGCUUACAAUAGCAGUAUUCAUAGUUUCACAAAAUGCAGACCAAUCGAAAUAGUAACUGGACAUUUUGACCCACGCGACCCACUCGACAUAGACCUCACGACACAUGUCUUACAGCAGUACAUACAGGAUCAUAAAAAUAGAAUGAAAAUUACAUAUAACCUUAUCCACGAAUCCUGUAGUAGUCUACGCAGAGAUUUAACUAAUAGUCGUAAUAGAACUAGAGAGCCCGAAGCAAAUUAUUCCCCAGAGCAACAAGUUUUUGUUAGAAACCCUGUUGCCUCUCGUCAAAAGGCAGCUCCCCGCUAUACUCAGGAUGUAGUUGUGGCAAAUCUCCCAAUCCACAUUUACACUAGAAAAAAACGAGGCCCAAUCGCGAAGUCAAGACUAAAGAGAGUUCCUAACACUGCCCAAUUGUUGCAGGAUCCUCCUUAUAAUCAAUCUACUUCUGCAGCCAGUGGUAAUGCAGGAGAUCCAACAUGAUAGAGAGUAUUAUGAUAUUAUAGGAUUAGGUUCGUAUUAUGUAAGAAACGAAAUAUUCAUAGUUUAUAAAUUUCCUAUAAUUUUAACCCAAGUAUAUGAUAUGUAUAAAUUAUCCAUUGUACCCAACAAGAAUCAUGAGAUCCUAAUUCCUUAUCAUCCAUUCCUGGCAAUAAGCUUGAACGAGUACAGGUACAUAGAGGCUGAAUGCCCGAAGACCAGCAAGGGUUAUCUAUGUGCCGAUAUUAGAAGCUUACAGCGUGAACCUUCAAAUCAACCAGAUUGUAUCCAACAACUUAUAACCGCCCAAAAUAGAAGUAGGUUUUGCCAUCCAGUGAAAGUAACUUUGGAAAAACCAGCGUUCGAGCAACUUGACGAACGUCACUAUACAAUGAGUUUUCCGCUGCCCACGAAAGUUCACCUAUCGUGUGGCCACGACCUGUACCGGACACUUCGAGGCAGCUACUUGGCAGUAAUUCCACAAAAUUGCUUUUUGAAAACGCCAGAGUUUAUGAUUCUCAAUAGAAACGAUCGCAUAAAAGGCCAAGCAAUUCAAGUUAUGGAUUUACCUAAAGAAGAACCCUCUGACUCAAGACCAUCUCCGCAUUAUGAAUUGAAGUCCACAAAACUGGAUCACCUACAUCAUGCAAGUGCAAAGGUUUCAUCUCAAACACCUAUCACUUUACCUCCGAGUUCGGACCACGGAAGUAUUUACCACACAACCAUACCCAUAUACACCAUAUUGGUUGGAACCUGCGGACUGAGUAUAAUCAUCAUAGUUUAUCGUAAAAUACAGCGCACGAAGACAUUGCAGAUAAGAAGCACAGCCGAAAUUCAGACUUCUUCAUCCGAUGACCUCCCGGCGCAAUUCACAGCCAAGGUGUUCCAUAAGCGCCGAUCUGAUGGGGGAGGUGUUACGCAGGCGAAGCCGGCGGCUGAUACAUAGUGAGCCAGCGCAACAUGCAUUCCCAUUCCCACGUACGAAUACGACCCGUAUAGCUGACGCGGCGUAAUACCAGAACCCGCGCGAUGUGGGAAUCGUAAUAUUAAGUUAGAAUAUUCUCAUCCUUAGAGAUAAGCACUAGUUUUUAGUCUUUUCAUUUAAAUGUAACUUUGAAUAUAAUUAUUAUAAGGAUAUUAUC
This is a messenger RNA of Maniola jurtina (meadow brown), 1905 nucleotides long. RefSeq lists its product as uncharacterized. The transcript is spliced from 2 exons. Lineage: Eukaryota; Metazoa; Arthropoda; Insecta; Lepidoptera; Nymphalidae. Bases 747 to 1709 code for a protein of 320 amino acids. The record is from RefSeq and is a predicted model, not a curated record.